AAAAGGACUUUUCGUCGAUCUUUGAAGUCCUUUUUUUUUUUUCCCUAUUUCUUCUUUUUCUUUUUCAAUUUCGAUUACACAAAAUCAUAAAACAUAGAAAAAAAUGGCUUCUUGGUUUUCUCAACUUACAAGUACCGUUGGUAAUAUUACUGGUUUUACUGAAGAAUCCACCGUCAAAACACCAGCUCAAACAGCUAAAGAUGGACAAUACUUUAGCGAAUUAAUGCCUACGGAUUAUGAAUGGACGUUGGCAUCUGGUUCAGCUACUGAAAACCAAAUCUUUUACAUGACAACCAAGACAGGCGGAUUUGUUUUUGUUCAGCUUAUCUAUUCUGGCAUUGGUUUUUUGAAGCCUACUGUUUCCUUUACAUGUCGUUUUUAUAAUCCUCAAUCCAACGAUAACAAGUUUAAGAAUAUCAACCAGUCAUCCGAUUUCAAACUUUCAGAAGACCGUCGUUCUGUCAAGACUGAAUUCUUUAAUAUUACGUUAGAUCCUACACUUUCUAGCUUCAAGAUCUCUAUCACCCAUCCCGAAUUGAUUGUCGAUUUGGACUUUGCUCGUGUGGAUAAAGGCUUUAAAGUAGGCGAAGGAAAGACCUAUUUGGGUGGUGAUGACCAGAAGUCUGCUGCGGGUAUUGUGUCGCACAAGUUUUGGCCUCGUUGUAAUGCAAAGGGUACAGUGAUCAUCGAUAAGGAACUACAUGACAUUGAUGCCUAUGGUAUGUUUAUCCAUGCCAUUCAAGGAAUGCAACCUCAAUUGAUUGCUUCAAAGUGGAACUUUAUCAACUUUCAAUCAGAAAAGGCCGCUCUGUCAAUGAUGCAAUUCUUGACGACCAAGCAAUACGGCUCUGUGGAAGUGAACCAAGGAUCCAUUGUAGUGAACGAUAAGUUGAUCAGUGUGUCUGUAGAAAAUAAUGUGGAAUUGAUGAACUUGGUCAAGGAUGACGAUACAGAAUAUGAUAUUCCACAAGACGUAAAGUUGACUUGGAAGGGUAAAACCAUCAAGGAACAUGAAGAGGACGAGGUGAAGGAUGUGUCAGUCGUCAUGAUUGUACCUGUCAAGAAUUUGAUCGAUAAGAUUGAUAUUUUAUCUGAGAUUCCUUGGUUCUUAAAGAAGCUCGUGCAGACAUUUGUCGUAAAGCCGUAUAUUUACCAAUGGCUUGAUGAGGCAACAGCUGAAAUCACUAUUGGCGAUGAAAAAAUCGAAUGUCCUGGCAAGUGCUAUCAAGAACUUGUUUUCGUAUCUGCUUUCUAAUUUACUUUUUUUUGUUUGUUGUUUGUUGACCGUUUAUGCAAUUACCCUAUUUUUUUACUUAUUUCUCAUUACUCGUUAAUCUCUCUACAAACCGCUUUAUAGUAUAGUAUUAUUAGACAACUCGUCCUUCUGUAUUCUUUCCGUCUUGCCCCCUCUCCCAUGUAACCAAUGUUUUUAUAUUGAAUAAACGUAAUCACCGUCC
Molecule: messenger RNA, 1457 nt
Organism: Mycotypha africana
Lineage: Eukaryota; Fungi; Mucoromycota; Mucoromycetes; Mucorales; Mycotyphaceae
Product: oxidative stress survival, Svf1-like protein
Exons: 3
Coding region: 104-1255 (383 amino acids)
Biological process (GO): response to oxidative stress
Cellular component (GO): cytoplasm
Source: RefSeq, a predicted model, not a curated record